AUGGAAGAGAGCGCGAGCUCGAGCGACGCCGCGUCCGCGGCGCCGAGCGCAGCGGCGCGCAUGGAAGAGAGCGCGAGCUCGAGCGACGCCGCGUCCGCGGCGCCGGACGCUGCGCCGGACGCGCCCAUGGAGGACGCCGCGCCCGCGGCGCCGGCCGCCGCGGAGCCCGAGCCGGAGUGGAAGACGUCGGGCCCCUUCGUGGGCCAGUGGAUCACGCGGUCCGUGCUCAACGAGGCGUCCAAGGUCGCGUCGUUCUCCGUGGGCAAGGUCGUGGGCUACCUGAGCGCGGCCGAGUCCGACUACGUCGACGAGAAGGGCGCGGCGGCCGCGCUCUGGCACGUGGCCUACGUGUCCGGCGAGCUCGUCGACGACAGCGAGGACCUCGAGGAGUGGGAGCUCCUCGAGAGCGCGCCGCGGCCGACGCGGCCCGACGGCACGAUCGCGCAGGUCACGGACGAGGGCCUCAAAAAGGGCGUCGCGGACGCGCCCGCGCCCGCGGCCGCCGCGGAGGAGUCGGAGUACGAGAAGCACCGGCGCGAGCGCAUCGAGGCGAACCAGGCGUUCCUCCAGUCCCUGGGCUUCACGGGCGGCGACGUGGGCCUGCCGAAGGAAGAGAAGAAGAAGCGCGGCCCCCGGAAGAAGGCGGAACCCUCCGCGCCGACGCGGCGGUCCGCGCGCUCCACGCACGAGGCGGGCCAGUACAACGAGAACCGCGCCUACAAGGAGGCCAUGGCCGAGAAGGCCGCCGACGACGCCGCGGAGAAGGCGCGGCGCCUCCAGCGGCGCCUCGACAAGCGGCAGAAGAAGAAGCGGUCCGUCGACGAGCUCGAAAAGCAGCGGAAGCGCGUCGACCUGCUGGCGCGCACGGCCGCGGCGGCGGAGAAGGAGCUCCUCAAGCACGCCGCCGCCGACGCCAAGGCCGCGCGCGCCCUGCCGCGGCCCUGCUGGCUCGACGCGCGCGGGCCCGUGGACCCGUCGACGGCCGAGGGCAUCGACCGCGACUGGUGCCGCGCGGUGGCCUCGCGGAACCGGUGGUGCCCCCAGGUCGGCGACGUCGUCGUCUACUUCGCCGACGGCCACGCCGAGGCCCUCGAGGCGCGGCGGGGCCGCGCGGACUUUGGCGACGUCGAGGAGCUCUGGUUCGAGAAGCGGCGGCCGUCGUGGUUCCUCGAGCCCGGCGCGCCGCGCGCGCUCGAGUGCGUCGUCGCCGCCGUGCUGCCCUGCUUCCCCGACGAGUGGGUCGCGCGGAAGCGCACGAAGCUCCUCGAGGCCGUGGAGAACGUGGCGAAGCGCAAGGAGGCCAAGUGGUUCAAGAAGCCCGUCGACCACGUCGCGCUCGGUCUGACGGACUACCCCAAGGUCGUCAAGAAGCCCAUGGACCUGGGCACCGUGAGCGACCUCGUGCUCCAGGGCGCCUACGACAACGACGGCUGCGGCGGCGACCGGUCCUUCGACGACGACCUGCGGCUGCCGUUCUCCAACGCGAUCCUCUACAACGAGGCCGACAGCGACGUCGCGGUCUGCGCGGCGGCGCUGCUCAAGGUCUUGGACGGGGACGCGUCGAGCGACGACGUCGCCGACGAACCGAAGAAGGCCGAGCCCGCGCGGGCGUCGUCGCGGCUCGCGGCGCUCCAGGACGGCGGCGGCGGCGACGACGCGGCGCCGGCCGCCGAGGACCGCAAGGACCUCAAGGUCGAGGUCGUGCUGCGCCUCGUGCCGCUCUACAUGGCGGCGGACGCGCGCGCGGCGGGGCCCGACUUCGCCGGCGGCGGCGAGGCCUGCCGCGCGGCGCUCGGCGCGAUCGACUGGCACGUUUGGCACUCGGGCUUCGUCGUCGACCCCUUCAACGUGAGCCUGUCGGGCCACGAGGACGAGGACGCCUUCGUCAUGCCCCGGGACGUCGUCUUCCGCAGCCUGCUGGACUUCCAGGCCUGCCCGCUCGGGGAGACGGUCGUCGAGGUGUUGGACGACGACGGCGACGGGCGGAAGAUGGUGCUGCGCGACGUCCGCCGCGCGGACGCGCACUCCAAGCCCUACCUGCCGGAGUGGAAGGCCGCGCGCCUCCUGCCCCUGGGCGCGCCGGACGCGGCGCCGGACGCGGCGCCGGACGCGGCGCCGAAGAAGAAGAAGCGCAAGCGCCUGCUCGGGCGGCCGCGGCCGCGGCCGACGACGACGGCGGGCCGCGCGGCCGUCCGGGAGGACCCGCGCCUCGAGCGCCGCAACCUCUGGGACCUCGUCGUUUUGGACGAGGCCGUCGAGGCCGAGGCCGAGGCGCCGCCGCCGCCGCCGCCGCCGCCGCGCCGCGCGUCGCGCCGCGGCAAGAAGCAGGACGAGGAGGCGCCGCCCGCGCCGCCGCCCGCGGCCGCGGGCCCCGCGCGGCCCGCGCCGCUGCCGCUGCUCAUCCUCGGCGCCGACGCCGCCGAGCCCGACGCCCUCGGCGAGGACGAGGCCGACGCCAUGGCCGAGGCGCUGUCGGCCAUCAAGACCACGGAGAGCGGCGCGAUGUUCUGGCUGCCGCACGGCGUCGACGCGGACGACGACAGCAGCGACGACGACGACGGGCCCCGGCGCGGCAAGCGGCGCCGGCCCGGCGACGAGCCGCCGCCGGCGGGCGACGCGGCCUACUUCGGCAAGGUCGCGUCGCGCGCGUGCCUCCGCGACGUCCGCCGGUGCCUCGAGCGGGGCCUCUACCGGCGCCGCGACGCGGCCUUCGACGACGUCGUCCGCGUCUACGUCGAGGCGGCCAUGGCGUCCAAGUCCGGCGCCUGCCCCCGCGCGUCCGCGGCCAAGCUCUGCGUGCAGCUGUCGCUCGAGAUCAUGUCGGACGCGGGCGACGCGGCCGCGCGGACCGCGACGUGGGCGCCCAAGACCGCCGAGGUCGCGCGGCGCCAGGCCGCGGCGAAGCACUCGCCCUGGCAGUCCUUCGUGCGCGCGACGGCCCACGUGAAGACGAACACGGGCGUGCCCAUCCGCGAGAACGUCAAGCUCGCCAUCGGCGCGGCGCUGACCCACGCCAAGUCGCCGGCGCUCGGCGCGUGCGUCGCCGCGGAGCUCCACCUGGCCCUCGCGCUCUACGUCGGCAACGCCGCGGGGCCCUGCAAGGAGACGGCCGCGCGCGUGCUCGACGUCCACGGCACGUGGCACCUCGGCGCGGACGUCGCGCACAAGUCCGACGCCGUCAAGUUCACGACCGUGGGCGGCCGCAUCGAGGCCGUCGUCGAGGACACGUCCGACGACGCCGCGCGCCGGGCCAGCGUCGGCAAGCGCUUCAAGCGCUUCCUCGGCGACGGCUUCGCCAUCGGCACGGUGCUCGCCUACGACCCGAACACGAAGAAGUUCGCCGCGUCCUACGGCGACGGCCGCGCGGACGAGCAGCUCAGCGUCGCCGACGUCCACGGCGGCCUCAUCGCCCAGCUCCCGCCGCUGCCCCCCAAGAAGGGCAAGCCGCCGACCCAGCCCAUCGCAGUCACGCUCAAGGUCGCGGGCACGAAGCUCUGGUGCCUCAAGGACGCCAAGGACCUCGCCAAGGUCCUCAGCGCGUUCAACGGGCAGGGCGCCGAGAUCGACGCGCUCGCGCGGCGCCUGCACGCCGUCGAGACGCAGCUGGAAAAACAGACGGCCCCGCUGCCGCCGUCGCCGGGCCCCGCGACGCCGCGGGUCCUCGAGGCGGUGCCCGUGCCCCCCUCCGAGGCCGCCUCGGAGCCGGGGUCGCUCGAGGCGCCGAGCGAGCACCUCUACAUGGACCCGUCGCUCCUGCGGCCGCGGCGGAGCCGCGCCGGUAGCGAGGCGAGCUCGCAGGCGGGGGGCUUUGCGACGGACGCCGAGGGCGACGUCGGCGUCGUCGUCCCCGGGACGCCCGCGCCCUCGGACCGCUGGGCGAUGAUCUCGCGGCGGCUCGAGAUGGUCGAGCGGUCCGUCAUGCAGGCCCGCGUCUCCGACUCCGGCGGCAACAAGAGGUGGAAGGCGGACAAGAAGGCGCACGCGCGGAGAAAGGGCCGGGGCAAUGCCGAGGAGUCCCUCGAGCCGACGCACGCCGCGGGCGUCGUCGCCGAGCGCAUGGACGGCGCGCUGCCCCGCAUCGACGAGGGCGACGUCCACGAGAUGCAGAAGGAGAUCUCCAAGCGCUGGCAAUCGCCCCCGCGUCCGCGCGGCGGCGGCGCGCCGCGACCCGCGAACCGCAGGCGCGGCGUCGUCGCGCGGCGGAAGAAGGGCGGCCGGCGGAAGAAGGAGUUCCGGCCCGGCGCGGUCGCCCCCGACGCGUCGGAGCGCUAG
This is a messenger RNA of Aureococcus anophagefferens, 4272 nucleotides long. RefSeq lists its product as hypothetical. Bases 1 to 4272 code for a protein of 1423 amino acids. The record is from RefSeq and is a predicted model, not a curated record. Gene Ontology annotation, molecular function: protein binding. The transcript is spliced from 2 exons. NCBI's taxonomy places the organism in Eukaryota, Pelagophyceae, Pelagomonadales, Pelagomonadaceae.